AUGACUUCACCUUUAUGCAACGAUCACAUCACCAUUACGCACGAUCAUUUCAUCAUUACACCACAAUCACUUCACCAUUACGCCACGAUCACGUCACCAUUAAGCCACGAGCACUUCAUCAUUAAGCACGUAAGCAUUGCACAACGAACACUCCAUCAUUAUGCCACGAGCACUUUACCAUUAUUGAACGAUCGCUCCAUCAUUACACCCCGAGCAGUUCACCAUUACGACAUGAUCACUUCACCAUUAUGCAACGAUCAAUUCAUCAUUACGCAACGAUCACUUCAUCAUUACGUAACGAUUAUUUCAUCAUUAUGCCACGAUCACUUCACCAUUACGCCACUAUCAUUUUAUCAUUACGCCAUGAUCACUUCACUAUUACGCCAGAAUCACUUCAUCAUUACGCAGCAAUCACUUCAUCAUUACGCCGCGAUCACUUCACUAUUACGCAACGAUCACUUCAUCAUUACGCAACAAUCACUUCAUAAUUACGCCACGAUCACUUCGCCAUUAAGCAACGAGCACUUCAUCAUUUCGCAACAAGCAGUUCGCCGUUAG
This is a messenger RNA of Acanthosepion pharaonis, 558 nucleotides long. Lineage: Eukaryota; Metazoa; Mollusca; Cephalopoda; Sepiida; Sepiidae. The record is from the annotation of a GenBank genome assembly.